Pomacea canaliculata is the source of this 765-nucleotide messenger RNA. RefSeq lists its product as uncharacterized. The record is from RefSeq and is a predicted model, not a curated record. The transcript has a single exon. NCBI's taxonomy places the organism in Eukaryota, Metazoa, Mollusca, Gastropoda, Architaenioglossa, Ampullariidae. Bases 1 to 765 code for a protein of 254 amino acids. Gene Ontology annotation, biological process: G protein-coupled receptor signaling pathway. Gene Ontology annotation, molecular function: G protein-coupled receptor activity. Gene Ontology annotation, cellular component: plasma membrane.
AUGGCGUACACCCUGGGUGUGGUGUACGGGCUGCGAGCGACCUCUGACAUCAUCAGCAUGAUCAUCGCUGUGGACCGCUGUCUGUGUGUUCUUCUGCCUCUCCGAGUCACUCACCUCAUUCGCACGCGCACCAUGGCGGCCAUGAUGGCAGCAUCUUUCUUCUUCUUACAGCUGUGCUACAUUGUGUUGCCUCUAAGGUUUACUGUCGCUAGGGUUUAUAUCAAUUCUACGGGAAUCUUUGACUGGAAAAUAAUGCCGACGGAAAUUGGAGUAAAAUACGCAAACAUCUUAGACUCGGUUUCCAGCGCUUUCUUAAGCAUCUCGCUACCCGUCAUCACUUUUGUCAUCGUGUCGUUAGCCACGGCCAUGACAGUGAUGAAACUAAUGUCAGCCACACGAUGGCGAGAGCAGACAAGCUCCGCAACCAGCGGGUCCCGAGACCGUCAGGCAGGUGCCACCAAGAUGUUGGUGUUGGUCUCCUGUCUCUACAUCAUCACCAUGGCGCCCUCUGUUGCCUGCAUCGUCACUCGAUUCAUCAUCCGGGACUUCUCACCGUACGGACGGUACUACUACGGGUAUAUGUCAGUGACGAUGAUUACAGAAAAGAUGUCUUGGAUCAACAACGCCGUCAACUUCUUUGUGUACUUAGCCCAGUCAUCUCGUUUUCGACAAAACCUCAUCAAAGGUGUGUUUUGUGGUCAGAAAACAAAGUCACCUGUGUACCCGACACGAUCGUUGACUACUGCGCUGUCAUCCAAACAAUGA